AGAAAUGAACUUUUGUUUCGUAUUUUGUUUCCUCAAAACUUAGAAGUACAUUAGAAGGGGAAAAAAACAAACAGAGAGAAAGAUCGCUGACGGAUUUAUAGCUACUGUAAAAUCGGGGUAUAAUUCCGAUCUUAGAGCAGCAAAUCAAGCUGUUUUGGGUCAUUAAUUCCUUUUUACUCUCCAUCGAAAUGGCAGAUGCUUACUGGAGAGUCACCGACGGCCGGAUACAUCCCGUAUCUCUUCCUCCGGUACCCUCAAAACGCCCGAGGACCGAAAAUGAUGUUCCAAGUGGUCCUGAGAUGCCUGGCAGUCAUAGCCACAAUGAUGUACAAGGAAUGCAUCAUGCCAUUAGAGAAACAGAUCCUAUUGAAACAUCCUAUGAACAAUACUUACGAAGCGGGCAAACUUCCUCGUAUGCUGGUGGUGACUCUGCAAAUUCCAUGAGUAAUGGAGUAGGCAGUCAUUCUAUUGACGGCCCACGUGUUAUGGGUACUGUGGGAUCAGAACCAGUUGCUGCUAGAAGCAGGACCAUUGGGUUUGGAGGUGUUAGACCAGAAGUUCCUCUUCCACCUGAGGCUAGCAGUACAUUGUUUGUGGAGGGGUUGCCUGCUCAUUGCACCCGAAGAGAGGUGUCACAUAUAUUUCGACCAUUCGUAGGUUUCAAAGAAGUUAGACUGGUGAUCAAAGAAUCACGACAUCCAGGAGGGCAUCCAUUUGUUCUUUGCUUUGUUGAUUUUAUGAGUCCAUCCCAUGCAGCCACUGCUAUGGAUACUUUACAAGGUUAUAAAUUGGACGAGCAUGACCGUGAUUCACCCAACUUAAGGCUGCAAUUUGCUCGCCGUCCUGGUGCCAGGUCAGGUGGUGGGUAUCGCGGAAAGCAUUGAAUUAUGCAUCUUUACAGGUGAUAUGCUAGACUAUGUGCGCUUGACCUUUAUUACUAACGAUCAAAGGCUAUGUUACCAAUUCAUCGAUCGAGCUAAAUUUUGGAACGACCCUCUAUGUAGGACCAACUUGAAUUCGGAGAUUACAUGUUUAGAUGUUAUGCCAGCUUUGCGGUUAUGUGUUUGACAUCUCUCUCUCUGAAUGGGUGGUUCAUUAGGACCAGCGUUUUCUCCUUGUAUGGGAAGAAAGUGUAGUUUGUGUAUUAGCAUUUAACUUUCAUUUCCGUGUCAAUUCUGCGCCGUCCUUUGCAGAAAACGGGUGUUGUUGUAUUUCAUAUCCUGAUUGCUGAAAGAUGAUUUUAGUUUUAUCUGGUGCGUAGGAUGUUAUUUAUAUUACACCGUUGUAACUUAAAUGAGAAGUGGGAAGUACUUUGUACUAUUUUUAGAAUUGCUUGUUUGAUCAUGUGGUAAAAAUCUCA
Messenger RNA from Solanum pennellii, 1360 nucleotides. RefSeq names its product RNA-binding protein 2-like. The coding region runs from base 189 to 884 and encodes 231 amino acids. NCBI's taxonomy places the organism in Eukaryota, Viridiplantae, Streptophyta, Magnoliopsida, Solanales, Solanaceae. Gene Ontology annotation, molecular function: mRNA binding. The record is from RefSeq and is a predicted model, not a curated record. The transcript has 6 exons.